Messenger RNA from Helianthus annuus (common sunflower), 1670 nucleotides. Its product is annotated as serine carboxypeptidase-like 51. The record is from RefSeq and is a predicted model, not a curated record. Lineage: Eukaryota; Viridiplantae; Streptophyta; Magnoliopsida; Asterales; Asteraceae. Gene Ontology annotation, molecular function: serine-type carboxypeptidase activity. The transcript has 13 exons. Gene Ontology annotation, biological process: proteolysis. The coding region runs from base 76 to 1512 and encodes 478 amino acids.
UCCCACAUUUUUUUGUGAAUUCAGUUGUAAACUCUAGAAAACCUCGCCCAUCCUAGAUCAAUAAUUCCCUUUCCCAUGCAUAUAAAUACCUCCAAUUGUCUUCUCAUAUUACUCUCAACUUUUCAUCUUUCUUGCAAAAUGAGAAAUUUCAGUUUUGCAAUUUUCCUCAUUACUACCAUAACAUGCAUUGCUCUUCCACAUUUUCAUGGAAGAUUAGCCAUGGCUACAUGCACCCAAGAUGGAUCAGAGCGUUGGGGUUAUGUUCAAGUCAGACCCGGGGCACACAUGUUCUGGUGGCACUACAAAAGUCCAUACAGAGUUCAUGAUCCAAAAAAGCCAUGGCCAAUUAUACUUUGGUUGCAAGGUGGACCAGGUGGUUCAGGGGUUGGAAUAGGAAACUUUGGUGAGGUGGGGCCAUUGGAUCGUAAUUUGAACCCAAGAAACUUCACAUGGCUCAGAAAGGCGGAUCUUUUAUUUGUGGAUAAUCCAGUUGGGACAGGAUACAGUUUUGUGGAGGAAGAAAAAUUAUUGGUGAAAACUGAUGAAGAAGCUGCUAAGGAUUUAACUACAUUGUUAAUUAAAUUAUUUAACAGAAAUAAAAGCCUACAAAGAAGCCCUCUUUAUAUUGUGGCAGAAUCUUAUGGUGGGAAAUAUGCUGUCACUCUUGGAUUAUCAGCUCUAAAAGAGAUUAAGGCUGGGAGAUUAAAGCUCAAACUUGGAGGAAUUGCAUUGGGAAAUAGUUGGAUGUCACCAGUAGAUUUUGUGGUUUCAUGGGCUCCUCUGCUGAAAGAUUUUUCAAGAAUAGACAAUAGUGGUCUAAAGACAUCAACAAGACUAGUUGAAGAUAUAAAGGAACAAAUAGCAAAUGGACAAAUGAAAGAGGCCACUAAAACAUGGGGUGAACUUGAAAUGGUGAUCAUGAACAGCAGUAACUAUAUUGAUUUCUACAACAUUAUGCGGGAUGCCGGGAGUCCUCCGGUGUCAAUGACAACGAAUGAGCUAUCGAGAAAAACUACAGUCAAUAGCUACUCAAGAAAUCUUGACUCUUUGAGGGUUUUACCGGGUUUAGUUGAGGAUUUAAAGCCUUUAAUGAAUGGUGUAGUGAAAGAGAAAUUAAAGAUUCCAAAGAAUGUUAAUUGGGCAGAACAAGGAGAUCUUGUUUUCGAGUACUUUUCAGGCGAUUUCAUGACACCGAGGAUUAACGAGGUUGAUCAACUCUUGGAUGCGGGAGUUCAAGUGACAAUAUAUAAUGGUCAACUUGAUCUCAUAUGUUCAACCAAGGGAGCUGAAGCAUGGGUUGAAAAGCUCAAGUGGAAGGGGUUAAAGACAUUCUUGGACAUGGAUAGAACUCCGGCUUAUUGUGGAGAUGACAUGGAAACAAAGGCGUUCAGAAAGUCCUACAAAAAUCUUCAUUUUUAUUGGAUCCUUAAAGCCGGUCAUUUUGUACCGGUAGAUCAACCAUGUAUAUCACUGGACAUGGUGGGCAACAUAACUCGGUCCCCAGCUAGAUGAUGAAGGAAAGAAGAAAACGAAUAACGAAAGAUUUAGUAAGAGAGAAUGUUAAGAGUAGUAGAGCAUAAGUGUACUCUUUGUUUGAAAAUAUCUAGUUAUUGGUAUUAUUUUGAAAUUAGUGUAUUCUUUAAGGUUUUAUUAAGGUACUCUUCAACUAA